Messenger RNA from Acanthisitta chloris (rifleman), 747 nucleotides. Its product is annotated as terminal uridylyltransferase 7-like. The transcript is spliced from 6 exons. Gene Ontology annotation, molecular function: nucleic acid binding; RNA uridylyltransferase activity; zinc ion binding. The record is from RefSeq and is a predicted model, not a curated record. The annotation marks the transcript as partial. Lineage: Eukaryota; Metazoa; Chordata; Aves; Passeriformes; Acanthisittidae.
AUCCCUUUGAUUUGAACCAUAAUCUUGGUGCUGGAUUGUCAAGAAAAAUGACAAAUUUUAUAAUGAAGGCUUUUAUCAAUGGCAGAAGGGUAUUUGGUACCCCUAUCAAAGUAUUUCCUAAAGAAUACACAUCAAAAAUGGAGUACUUUUUUGAUCCUGAGGCACUAACAGGAGGAGAAGUGGCACCAAAUGACAGAUGCUGCAGAAGUUGUGGUAGAAUUGGCCAUUUCAUGAAAGAUUGUCCCAUGAGAAGAAAACCAAGACAGUGUCGUGGUUAUGAAGGUACACAGAGGUAUGCAGAAGUCAAGGAGAAAAGAAACAAAGAGGACAAAGAAAUGCAGAAUAAACCAAUAGAAAAUGAGAGCUCAAUCAAGGAGGGAAAGUUGCAUCUCGGUACAUCUCAGAAGAGGAAAUUAGCCAAUGCAGUGGUGGAAACUGGGAGAGAGAAGAGUCCCAGGCAAUCAGCAGAGAAGUGGAAGCGCCUGGAAGACAGAGACUUAAGAGAAAAACGUUGUUUUAUCUGUGGAAAAGAAGGUCAUAUUAAAAAGGAGUGCCCACAGUACAAAGGAGUUGCAGGUGGCUCAAAACCAGAAAUGUUGUGCGGAUCCCCUUCUCUACCUAGCGCUGUCAAACAUGGCGGUAGAUUAAAUCAGAAAAGGCUGAUUGUUCUAGCCCAUUACGCUGAGAUUCAUUCAGCAGACACAGGACUAAGAAGUGAUCACUGGAAGCAUCCUGAGGAAGCAGAAG